GAGUGAACGUUCUCCAAUUUCGAGAUGCCACCUUAUGGAUGCGUUUGGCUAGUGAUGGAUGCCUGAGCUUUCCAGGCACCAAGUGAGGCCCUAGCGCCCAAUCACGUCUCGUUGCCACACCUAAGACGCUUGACAUCGCCCACAGUCCGAACCACUUAUAACUUCCGAUACAACAAGCCCGGGCACAACAAGAUUGGAUACUACAACGAACUGGACCCCUGUUGACAACCAUGAUCGAUCUGAAGGAAUCAAACUCGAACACAACGGCGACACCUCACUGUGGAUGCUACAUCACGAACCUGACGACUGAGCUCAUCUAUCAAAUCAUUGACUUCAUCGCGUAUGAGAAUCAAGUCGACUUCGCGCUCACCUGCAGAAGACUUGCAGACUGCUCUAGCAGAAUUCUGAAGCGCCACCAGGAGGCUUUCAAGAAGUACCGAGUUGCAUCAGAUAUCCUACCAACCACGAUACCAACGUUGCUUCGUAGCAUUUUCGGACGUAAUGAUCCACUUCUGGCCUGGCAUGUUCGUUCAUUGGAGAUCUGGUAUGAUCGUACAAGUUGGCUGGACUGGAAACCGCUACCCUUCGACCGACCACUGCACGAAGACGACAUGGGUACCAAUAACAAACCCUGGAAAUGGCAAGAUGAUGAACUAGAGGAGUAUCUCGAAGGCAUCGAGGACCAAUUGGUUGCAUUAUUUGAUGGUGGCGACGAGGACGUAUUCUUCGAGGCCCGCCAGCAAUUUGAGAACGGCCUUGACGGUAUCCUGAAAGCGCUUGUCAUCGCAUACUGCCCGAGGCUACGGGACGUCAGAUUUAUCACCUAUGAGCACAGGGAGAAGUCUAGUCUUGGAUGGCUUAAAAGGAUUGUUCAGGGCAGUAUUCAGUACGGCAGUCAUUGGCCCCCUGGACUCUGCAGCGUUAAGAACGUCGCCGUUGGUGUUGAGUCAGACACCUGGAUGACGACACGGCACACACAGCACAACAAUCCUCCUUUGGACGGCUCAGACAAGUCUAUGGAAGUGUUCUCUGCCCUCCUUCGCCUGCCAUGCCUCAAUUCGAUAUACUACAACGAUCUCCGACGUUCGGGCUGGGACGAUCAAACAGAUUACGAGUCUCGCGCACUCAUUCCCAAGCAAUCAUCUACUGUCAAACACAUCUUCCUCGAUGACUGCGGCGACAUGCCGUACUCCUUCCGAUGUGCACUUACACAAGCUCCGCGAGCUCUCGAGACCUUUACACUCCGUGCUGGCCACUCGCGCGAUCGUAUGGAUGAUGCCGAUCAGCUUAUUUCGGGCCUCAGCAAAGCACAACAGGAUCACCUACAAACCCUGAUGUUCUACGGUCCUUACGAUCCUUAUGAGAUUCAUGGCUAUAGAUGCAACGUCUACCGCAACGAAGAGCUCAACGAAGCCAAUAAUUUGAAGACCGUGGCUAUGGACAUCUCAGACCUAGAACUGGAUGCCUUUUACUCGACGUCAAGCUUCGAUGAUCAACACGAGGGCGACGACUGGACCCCCGAUCAGUGGUGCAAAUAUUUUAUUAGAUGGUUCCGCGAGCACGCUUUUCCUAGCGGCAUCGAACGACUGGUUUUCUGGGGGCAGGUUGGGGAGGGCUUCCUCGCCAAGUGCGAAGGCAAGUUUCUUGACUGGCUCGAGGAUGCACUAAUCUCCUGCAUCGAGUCGUGGCGCUGGAUGGAGGGAUGGGAUUCUGCUGAUGAAGAAGAGUACGAUAAGCUCUCUACAGCCUACGAGUCUUUCAUGGGUAACCUCAAGGCUAUCUAUCUCGAGGACAUUGAGCGUCAGUACAAGAGGACGCGCUAUGAUGAGACCACGGGUCCGAGAAUUGAAAAGGUGUAUUUCAGGAGGCUGGUUGAGGUUGCGAAAGAGGCGGGCGUUGAUGUGUACACCCUUACGAAUCGCACGCCGAAGAAGCAUGAGCAGGACUUCCCUACUGCCCCAGACAAAUACGAUCUAGAAUCUGGACCGUGGUGGGAGCGAAGGGAUGAGAUCAAGAACUGGGUCUUCGACGUGUACAAAGGGAGGAUGGUGCCGCCGGGUUGUGGCAAAUGCGGCAAGUGCGAGACGUGCCUCAGCCAGUACACUAAGGAGCUGUGGAGAUCUUUGGAGAGCUGAGUGUGGUUGCCUGGUGUGGUUGACGAGAUCGAGGCACUCGGACGGUUUCUGGCCUCCGCGAUAGGGAAGGGACAUUAAUCUGAAAAAAAACAACCCUUUCCUUGUACACCGCAUCGUACACCCUGGUCGCGCGCAACUGAUUCCUCGAGUGCGAUUAUGCUCUUCUUCGCACAUCCGUCGUAUUCAUUUCUAUCACAUAGGUAGCCAAGUACGAGCCGAUAAGAGUACAGUAGCCAAGCACGAUUGGCAGUGUCAGUUUCGAGGUCACCCUUCAACACCGCGGUCG
This is a messenger RNA of Didymella exigua CBS 183.55, 2421 nucleotides long. RefSeq lists its product as uncharacterized. The record is from RefSeq and is a predicted model, not a curated record. NCBI's taxonomy places the organism in Eukaryota, Fungi, Ascomycota, Dothideomycetes, Pleosporales, Didymellaceae. Bases 231 to 2135 code for a protein of 634 amino acids. The transcript has a single exon.